AUGAAGAUCUUCGCCGCCGACAUCUCCAUUUCCACCCUCAACAACCCCAAUCCAAACGCGAAACACGUGAUUUCCAAGUACAGCGACCUCAGCGUCACCCUCGAUUUCCCCUCGAACAACCUCAAGUUCUACCUCGUCCGCGGCAGUCCCUUCGUGACCUGCAAAAUCAGGCGCAAGGUCCCGCUCUCAAUUUCGACCAACCACACGAUUCGAGCCCUAAUCCCUAACACCGACCUCACGAAAUACACAAUCAAGCUCAACAACAGCCAGACAUGGCUGCUGUACGCCUCGCCACCUGUAAAAUUGACCUUGAACAAAAACAGCAUCAGCAGCUCGACCGAGUAUUCCGGGCUGAUCCGAAUAGCCGUCCUACCCGACCCGAAAUCCGAAUCCGUUCUGGAUCGGUACAGCUCCUGCUACCCCGUGAGCGGCGAAGCUCUUUUCAACGAACCUUUCAGGAUCGACUACAGAUGGAAGAGAGAAGGGUCGGGAGAUUUGCUAAUCCUAGCCCACGCCCUCCAUCGCCGCCUCCUCUCAGCUGACUCCUCAGUUACUGUGCUCGAGAAUUUGAAGUACAACAGCGUGGACGGUGAGCUCGUUGGCAUUGUCGGCGAUUACUGGACCAUGAAAACCCAGCCUGUGCCGGUGACCUGGCACUCAAUCGAAGGAAUUAACAAACAAUACUACUCUGAAAUCAUCCAAGCUCUCGAUAAGGACGUUGAGUCCCUCAACGCCAGCUCAAUCUCCACCAAAUCUUCCUAUUUCUACGGGAAAUUGGUCGCUCGAGCCGCCAGGCUGGUGCUGAUAGCCGAGGAAGUUUCUCACCUCGAUGUGAUCCCAACUAUCCGGAACUUCUUGAAGAAGACGAUCGAGCCCUGGUUGGACGGCACUUUCAAUGGCAACGGGUUUUUGUACGAUCCGAAAUGGGGCGGGCUCGUGACCGAACAAGGCUCGUUAGAUCAAACGGCCGAUUUUGGAUUCGGGAUUUUCAACGAUCACCAUUAUCACAUCGGCUACUUCAUCUACGGGAUAUCCGUGCUAGCCAAGAUCGAUCCCGAUUGGGGGAGAAAAUACGAGCCUCACGCUUACUUCUUGAUGGCCGAUUUCAUGAACCGCCGGAGGAGGAGAAAGGGGAAUAAUAAUAUUAAUAAUUCGAGCUACACUCGUCUGAGAUGCUUCGAUCUUUACAAAAUGCACUCGUGGGCCGGUGGGCUUACCGUUUUUGCCGAUGGGCGCAAUCAAGAAAGCACGAGUGAGGCUGUUAACGCGUACUAUUCGGCAGCUCUAAUGGGGAUGGCUUAUAAAGACACAAGCUUGUUAUCUUUCGGGUCGACUCUAUUGGCUCUUGAAAUGAAAGCUGCCGAAACUUGGUGGCACGUGAGGAAAGACAAUUAUCUGUAUCCCGAGAAGUUCGUUAGGGAUAAUAGGGUUUGUGGGGUGCUGUGGUCGAGCAAGAGGGAUAGCGGGCUUUGGUUUGCGCCUCCCGAGUCGAGAGAGAGCAGGCUCGGGAUUCAGCUGCUUCCACUUUUGCCGGUUAGUGAGGUUUUGUUCUCUGAUUUGCAGUACGCAAAGGAGCUUGUUGAUUGGACUGUACCAGCUUUGAAGAGGGAAGGGGUAGCGGAAGGGUGGAAAGGCUUUUUGUACGCGUUGAGAGGGGUUUAUGAUCCGAAGGAGGCUUUGGAGAGUAUUCGGAAGUUGAAAGGGUUUGAUGAUGGGAAUUCUUUGACGAAUCUUUUGUGGUGGGUUUACAGCAGAAGGGUGAAUGGGAGCUUCAAGUACUAG
This is a messenger RNA of Striga hermonthica, 1782 nucleotides long. NCBI's taxonomy places the organism in Eukaryota, Viridiplantae, Streptophyta, Magnoliopsida, Lamiales, Orobanchaceae. The record is from the annotation of a GenBank genome assembly.